AUGGAUUAUAAUCCAUAUGCAAAUUAUGUUGAUCUUCUUAAUAGUCAACAUGAAAGUGUGACUUCUUUAGACUCUCCGCCAGUUCAUGUGGCUCGCACUGAAGGCACUGAAGAUUCAUGCUUCGGUGACACUCCUGCAGAGCGUAGAGAGCGAAGAACCUGGACGCCUACAGAUGAUAUAGUUCUAAUUAGCUCGUGGUUAAACACUUCUAAAGAUCCCGUUGUAGGGAAUGAGCAAAAGUCACGUGCAUUCUGGAAGAGAACUGCGGCCUUCUUUGCGGCUAGUCCUAAGCUUGCAGGCUGUGAAAGAAGAGAGUCAAUGCACUGCAAGCAACGUUGGCACAAGAUCAAUGAUCUUGUAAGCUCUAAAAAGAGGAAGUGUGAGGACGGUUCACAAUCCUCAACAUCUCACGCAACUAACUACAAGGCUGGUGAAGCGGAUGAGGGAACUGCUAGGCCCACUGGUGAUAAGGCAGCGAAGAGCCGUGGACAGAAGACAAUGGAAGAGGGGAAGGGGCUGGCCGAGUUUGAGCGUAUGUGGUCCAUUAAACAAGAGGAUUUGACUAGGAAAGAAAGACUCCUGAAGUUGGGUCUACUUGACCGUCUACUAGCAAAGACAGAACCAUUGGCUGAGUACGAAGAAGCUCUAAAAAAGAACCUCAUAAACGAGUUGUUCUCCACUUAG
Molecule: messenger RNA, 684 nt
Organism: Brassica oleracea var. oleracea
Lineage: Eukaryota; Viridiplantae; Streptophyta; Magnoliopsida; Brassicales; Brassicaceae
Exons: 2
Coding region: 1-684 (227 amino acids)
Source: RefSeq, a predicted model, not a curated record